This is a messenger RNA of Blumeria graminis f. sp. triticale, 5652 nucleotides long. The record is from the annotation of a GenBank genome assembly. NCBI's taxonomy places the organism in Eukaryota, Fungi, Ascomycota, Leotiomycetes, Helotiales, Erysiphaceae.
AUGGCAUCGAAAAGUUUGCAACUAGAAGACACCAAUGCCAAACAUUGCUCUCCAACGAGGCCCACCACCAAAUCAGCCGGACAAUCUCCAACACCCGACAGGUUGAGGAGCUGCAACACCACUCCUGCCCACAACGCCAAACGUUCAGCAACCAAUAGUCCGCGGACGACUCCUCAGAGACCAUCGCUCAACAAACAUGGCACCCCGAAAAGUGCACCCGCACGCCAGAAAACGUCUGCGAAAAGAUGUGAGUCCAGCUUGUUGGGAGAUUUCCUCUUGGGUAGGCCAUACCCAUACCGAGCUCGCAGAGCCACUGUGACGCGCAGAGCUAGCCUGGAAGCUGUCAAAGCAGAUAUGAAAGCUGAGUUUGUGGCCAAAUUACAAGCGCCCAAUAAAGUUCAAGAUCGAGUUCGCCAAUGGCAGAAAACUAGUGCAGGUAUCGUUAUAGAAGAUGUCGUGGGCAAUAAUUGUGAGAAACUUGGGGACACUGGCCAGAAAAAUAGUAACCUUAAAGAUGGAAAGAAUCCAGGACGAAAUAGCAGUAAAUCGCAAGGUGACAAGGUGGACAGUAUUAAAAGUAACAUCACUCCACACGCUAAGGUAGCCACUCCAAAGAAGAAAGUAAUUAAUGAUUCUCAAUGGAUGAAAGACAAAAAAGGAGCUCAUCAAAAGAAAGAAAGUGCAAUGCCUAUAAUCUUCUCGCAAACAGCAUCACUAAAUCCUCCACUAGAGAAGAAGAUUAAGGACUGGGUCAAAAGGACAGAAUUUGAAGAGCUAGAAACUCGCACUGGAGUCAAUUUUGAUGGGGGAACAAAGGAACAGAAAGAAGAUCAAGAUGUUUCACGGACUGUAGUCUCCAAAGCUCUUUCAUCUCGGCAUCUUAAAGAAUCUCCGACUACGAAAGUCAAUUUAGCCAAGAGCGCAGGAACUCAAACUUCCCUAAAAUCUUCAGUCAAUAAAAGUAAAAGCAAGAAGAGGGCUACUCCAUCUGGGAGUACCAGGACCGCUGAUACUCAAAAUUUGGAUGAAGACGAUUCUACCAGGGGUAGCCAUACAAUUAAAAACUCAAAGGAAGAUGCGUCUAAGUCCAAUCUCAAACCACUAAUCACAUCUAAGAGAGCCACUUCGAAGCGUCUUGGAGAGCAGCAACCAAGCUCACCCAAACGUUCCCAACUUAAACACAGUAAUAAGUGUUUACAAAAGUGCAGUAAUGGGUCAAGUAAUUAUAGCGAUAGUUGUGCGCUCUGCACCCCAACAAAGCAAGAAGCAGACGAAGAGAGCUUGUCUGAAGUUUCUUCAUCUCUCCGCAAGGAUAUCCUCAACCGAUCUCACUGCUCGACGGUGAAUAAUGUCGACCUGAAUGAGAUAUUAGUGGGCAAUUCGGCAUUCAGCGUCCUCGAUCUACCAGUUGGGGCUGAAGCUAUAAGCCUCAGAAAAGCACCACCAAAGCGAAACUCGAGCUUUGUUGUCCCAAAGGUACUAAAAAAAGUAUAUCACGAGGGCAAAAGAAUUGUUCACGAGAGCUCUGAACCCUCCAAGCCAGGUCCAAUGCAUCCUGGAAGUAUAGAAUCUUGGUUAAAAAAGACUAGUGACCCAUUCAUCGAUCCAUCGUCACCGCCAUCUACAGCCCUUAGAGAAUCUCCACACCAGGAUGGCCAAAGCCGUCUUGAGGAUAUCAAACUCAACAAAGAAUCCCAAAUUAAUUCAAGAAGUAGUCCGUGUCGCAAUCUUACAAAAGGAUCGUCGAAUUCAAGUGCACAACGCAAGAAAUCUCAUAGCUCAUCAUCUAAAACAUUCCAACCUGAUAACCCUUCUGGAACCCUAAAACGAAGUCAGGCUACACGGCGUAUAUCUUCCCCGAAAUCAGGUAGGAAGACUGUACUCAAAGAAAAUAUUUAUGAUGCGUUUCACGGGGAGUCAGUCAUGAAAAGACCCAAUUCUCCAAAUCCCUAUGACUUCGUUAGCCCAAGAGAGAAAGAAUCUAAUCAUGAUUCCAAAAGCCCUAAGGUACCAUUGUCAGAAUUUGGUAUUAGAAAUACAACUAAAAAGUCAGGUCUCCGAGCAGCCGGGGAAGACAGCAAAAUAAAAAUUACUGACGAUGAGAAAAUCUCAACUUUAUCCCAUCACCCGGUGCUACUUCCUGAUACCAAAAUUCCUUCCACUGUCACUCCCUUGACUUCUCUCGGUACCAAUUCAGUCAUCUCGCACAAUGAAUCCAUCGGUGCUCACACUAGUAUCACGCAGGAAUCAACUAUUCGUACGACUCCAAGCAACUCAUGUAUAUCUCGUAAAAGUAAAGACUCUCAGAGAAAAUGUGGUGUCAGAAGAAGACUUACGAAACAUUCAGAACUUAUUUCUAUUUUGUCGUUGCGUGAUACGACGGAUCCAAGAAAUUCGGGAAGUAUCAGAUCAGCAUGCAGUGUAGGAACUUGUAAAAAGAGAUAUAAUGUAACUUCAAUCGAUGACGUAUUGAUAGCUUUAGCGGAGGACGAAUCAAAUUACAUGUGGGAGCUAGAUACUCUAGUAGAUGGAGUAAUUCCUGUCCUGCUGAGUUACGUAUCAUCGGAUGCGAAUAGCACUGAGCUGUUCGACACGCUUGCCGUAUCUCCUGAUGACACGUCUUUCACUCAACCUGUAAUUGAUAUGGGCGUUGCGCUCAAAAAUUUACGCAGCCAUCACAAACGUAUACCUCUCGCUGACGCCUAUGCCUUUAUUCUCUGGGCUGAUGGUGUUCGACAUGUAUACGAAGAAUAUCUCCACGCAUGGCGCUCUGGGUUUGAAGACAUAGUUGUUAAUUUGGCACCAGUUUCUUCGUACACUAAGACGGCAUUGAGCGAGAUGAAGCGAGAUCAAAAUGGAGACUUACUUGGUGAAAAGGGAGAGAAGAUCGUUGUUUCUGCUCUACUGAAGAAACCGAUGAUACGAAUUAAGCAUAUUAACAGAGCACUCAAGAGUUUCGGUAAAUUUCAGGAGAUCUGCAACAAAUCAAAGCUAGCUUGUUAUGACUACGACGAACUCUUAGAUCUCAGUCGGCGUCGCGUGAGAGAGGAAAGAGCCCGGAAAAUUGACCGACAAGCAUGGAAUGCCGAAACUACACGGGCCCGCAACCUUCGUACUUUGAAUCCGGCCGGAAAAUUCGAGGUCAAUCGUCUAUAUCAAGUUAUUGCUAAAGAUUACUUUUCCCUCGAGCUACCACACUCUACAGGCCAGCGAAUGAAUUGUGGAGUCGAGCUAGUCCUCAGGAAUGUUCCUGGAUUCGAUCACCAAGGUGACUUACUUAUUUUCAAGAAAGACGAUUUGGAAAGUUUUCUUCUGUUUAAACCUAUACCAAGAGGGGAACUGUCGGCUAGACUUGGGAAUCGCCGCGAUCAGAUCAUUGUCAUGGUGCGUGGCACAGGAUACGAAGAACUUUUGAUACUAGAUGCAGAAGAUGAUGAAGUAGCACUAGACUGGAUUGGAAUGUUGGGAGAUAACCCAGUACCCCCCCCAGUUGUUCGAAACCGGCUCAAAAUUAAUCCCACAUUAGCUUCAAUUAUUACAACGCCGGACGCUGAUAAUGCCAGUGUUUUUGGGGCCCUGAAGGAUGUAGACAUGGAUCAAACACCUAUCGGCGAACGACCGAGCGAUAAAAUAACCACUCCAACUCGCUCUAGAGCAUCUAGUCAACCAAGUACUGUCAUAAAAGGUUAUGUCAGUCCGGUAGAGAAGCUCAAAAAGUGCCUAAAUUCUCAAGAGUUUGCACGUGUAUGCGAGAGCAGUGUUCUCGACUUAACGACUGCGGACAGUAUUCUCAUUGAGAAAGGAAUUUCCCCAAUUACUGGCUCGUCGGUCGUAGGAGCCAGAGAGGAUAAUAGUAAACGUAAUCAUUCUCAACACUGGGCAAUGUCAGGGGGGUUGAAUCCUAACUCCAGGGAAUUGGGAUCAAUCAAACACGACUCUAAAAUAACUGAAACUGUCGGCUUAGAUCAAAUAUCCUCGGAACAGAAAUGCUCAGAUUUAGUGGAGGGAAAACGUAGUUCACGGCGAAAUUCAGUUAUAUCUCUUCGAGACGAUGGUGCGCCGCCGCCGCCCAUCCAUAAGACACCCAUUUCUGAAACCAUUGAGGACACCGUCAUACUUGAUCUCAUGUCUAAGAUAAGAAAAAAUAGACGGACUUCGUCUCCAUUAAAGCAUGAGUACCAACCUUCCUCAUCAUCAGAAACCUCAUCUUCAGAGAGCAGCGACGAUGAAUCUUACACCGGUUCAUCGACCCAAGAUGAGAUGAGUGACGAGAAUCACGAAGAGGAUGAGGUUGAGUCUGAAGAAAACUCUAAACGCUCAUCUGAUGAGGUAUCCUCGGUUUCACGCCUCUACCAAAGAAAAGGACAUCAAACACUUCCACUUUCACAUUUCAAAAUAACGACUGGGAGGGAAGCAUCUGCUGAAAGCCUUCCACAGAUAUUCACUGCCGUUCUGUUUCAAUGGAAUGGGCAAACUGGAUGUUGGAUAAAUCUGCACGCCGAGGCAUGCACUCUUUACGUCACAGAUGGCUUGAUCGAAUGUUUUGACACUGAUAACUCGAGCUCGUCUUUUAAGGUAGAUGACGCCUCUGAACGAGUUCAUAAUAAGGCUUCUAGAAGGCUGAUAGUCAAGCAAAUUUUGACGCCUGUAGUCCAAGUUCGACAGAGUACCGCGAUUGAUAUUGAAAUUAAAUCUGUAAUUUUAACCGAAAAAAGUUCGCUCAUUUCCAAAUCGGCUCUUGACGUUAGCGAUACUUUACGAUACAGGCUCUUUACCCCUCAAGUAUGUGAUGCCUUGUAUGCCGCCAUUCACCGUUCAAGACUCAGAAACAAGACUUAUUUGCGGUUAGAAGAAGAAGCGCGCAUAAAGCGGUUUGGGACCCAUUCUUAUGAUCAAGCUAUCGGAGGUAGCCGACGACAAGGCGUGCUCGGCUUCGGACGUAAAAAUUCUUAUCGUGCUUCAACUCGUGCGCUGAGUGAGUCACGCAAUGGGAAAAGCAGCCCCUCUACUCUUACAGCUCUUCAACAUCUCUCAGGGGCAGCAGGAAUUUUAAGCUUAGCCAAGUCUUCGUUUGAGCGAAACCGAGGCAACCAAUCGGGAGCGCCCUCAACGUGUACGGGAUCAUCAUACUCCGGCGGUAUGACGCCCCCACGCACACCGAACUCGCACACGGAGAAAUCCGACAGUCUUUAUAGUAGUGGGCUAACAGUGCGUAAUUUGGGAACAUCUAACAUCCCAUUUCGGUUAUACUAUAUGUUACGUAAUGGGCACUGGCAUGAUCGAGGACUUGCUUUCUUGACAGUAUCAUUGCCUCCGCCGGACAUGAAGCAAAAAGCACCGCUCUAUAAUGGACCACAGAAGCGAACCACGAUAACGCGGACACCCAUUCCAGUAUCCGAGGACGUUACUGGAGAGGACAUUUGCGAGGCAGGUGUUAUGCUGGAUGAAGUCCUCGGGGCUAAUCUAUUUGUCCGGAUGCAGCGAAGUGGGAUUCUCCUACAGACAUGGGAGGAUGUAUCAAGUCAUGAAGGGGCCGGAGGAGUGCGUAGCUUUGGUAGUGUAGCACCACGGCGGCACAUAUGGGCGCUACAAUUUCGAAGAGCCGGUGAUGCUGAGUGGUGCUGGCAACUUUGUCGGAGUGGGCUCCCAUAG